UUAAAUGUUAAUUACUUUCAAUUUUAAACGUGUAAUAUGCCACAACUGAAAUGAUCAAGUAUCGAGGACAUUUUAGAUUGACCAGUGCGCACAUUAAACAAAUAUUAUCUAUGUGACACCAUAACCAUAGCCGAUAAAUAUCAAACGUAUCUGUUGCUUUGUAUAGCGUUGCAAAUCGUUUUUGGGCGAACGGUCGUGAACAACGAUGGCAACGGUAUUGGCGGCACAUCUAUGAGAAUCCGAUUCAGUGUUUCCGUUCUAGCAGCGCCUUUCUGACUUGAGUGUGUGUGCUGAUGCUCUCUGAUGUGCAACCUAUUUGUAACGUCGUUGCUAUAACUGACAUAAUAUCAACAGUUUUCUUUCACUAACUACGUCGUUGAAGAGUAACCUUAAAAAUCAGCUAUUACCUAUAGAAUUCUCGUGAAUUGAUUUUAUAAGAAUAGAUUAAAACAUCUAUUUCAAGUAUGAGUGCUGGUGACAUUUGGCAAGAAUCAAACAAAGAUGAUUCAAUUCUAAAGCUUGAACACCAUUUCAGUCAAACAUUCCAAAAAGGUAAACCCGAGUAUUAUGUCAAAGUACCAGGCAGAGUUAAUCUCAUUGGAGAGCAUGUUGACUAUUGUGGGUACUCUGUUUUUCCGAUGGCAAUCAAACAAUGUAUCAUAGUUGCAGCAAAAAGAUUAAGUGGACAUAAUAUCGUUCGAAUUACAAAUACAGAUACGCAGAGUUAUGAAGACGUUUCCCAAACCAUAUCAGAUAUUGAUGCCGUUACAAUAGGUAAAAGUCAAAGCUGGACAAAUUACUUUUUCUGUGGUAUAAAAGGAGCUCAAGAAUAUAUGACUGAAAAACAAUUGAAAACGGUCGAAAACGUUGGUUUCCUCUUCGCUGUUUCAGGAAACAUACCGGAGAGUGCUGGUCUAAGUAGCUCAAGUGCACUUGUUACAGCUGCUUUAAUUUCUACUUUGGCUGGAUACGGGGUAUCUGUGCCUCGACAUCAAUUAGCAGAAAUUAGUGCCAAAUGUGAAAGAUAUAUUGGUACAGCCGGGGGUGGUAUGGACCAAGCAAUAGCUAUACAUGCUAAAAAAGGGUUUGCUUCGCGCAUAAAUUUUAAUCCUUUAACAAUUCAACAAUUUCGUCUUCCUGAUGAUGUUACAUUUAUUGUAGCUCAAAGUUUGGCAAUAAAAAAUAAAGCAGCAUCCAAUGAUUUUAAUACAAGGGUUGUAGAAUGUAGAUUGGCUUCUCAGAUCAUUGCAAAAAGUCAAAAUAUUGACUGGAAAAAUUUAACUGUAUUGUCUCAACUUCAAAAAACAUUAAAAUACUCCUUAGAUGAAAUGAUUAAACUUGUACAUCAACACUUACAUAAGAGUAAAUUUACAAAAAAUGAGAUAUGUGAAAUCCUAUCAGUCACGGAAGAUGAAUUAAACGUAAUAAGUUUAACUCCUAAUACAACAAACGUCUUAGAAUUUUACUUACAUCAAAGAGCAUUACACGUUUUUAAAGAGGCCAAAAGAAUGGAAAAAUUCUGUGAAGAAUGUGAAAAUUCGUGUUCUCCUAUAGAACUUGGAGAGCUUAUGAAUUUAAGCCAUACUUCGUUGCGUGACUUAUAUGAUUGCAGUCAAUCAGAUCUUGAAGAGUUAAUAGAGCUUUGCAAACAAGGGGGUGCUUAUGGAUGUAAGCUUACUGGAGCUGGAUGGGGCGGAUGUGUUGUUAUUAUGGUACCAUCAAAUAUAAAAGAAAAAUUUAUACAAUUUUUAAAAGAUAAAUUUUAUUCAAAAAGAUCAGUCGACAAAAAUAAGUUAACUAAAGUUAUUUUUGCAACCAAACCUUCUGAUGGAGCUUUUAUCUUCAAGUCCCCUGGUGUUGAAAUUGAUAAAUUAUAUGAACUUCCUCCCUUAAAAAUACUGUAGAAGUUUAGUAAAUUAUUUUUUAUCUUCAUGUCUAAGUCCAGAAGAACAAACAUGCUAUGUAUUGUUAUGCAAAUUUUGAUAUUUUUCCCUCCCUCUCAAAAUAUAUUUUUAUAACGACUCCCUUGGUUAAGGGAAUCGUAUAAGCUUUCUACAUUAUUUAUAGACAAAUUUACUAAAUUUAUUUUAAUUAAAAUACUGUCAUUUAUGUAUUUGAUCAAUGAAUAUUGUAAAUUUAAUCCUUAAAAUAAAAUAAAAAUAGAUAUGACCCAUGAAAAUGUUCUAUAACAUAAUGUGAAAUUCGAGUAAGCUAAUGAAAAUUCUCAGCAUAUGUCUAAUAAUUAGUAUUUUGACUUCUGUGUCUAUACAAUGCAAAGGACCAUAAAAAUAUAUUCAUUAUGAUAGUUUUUAUAAUAAGUUUCAUUUUAAUCUGAUAAUUUAAACAAUGACAAAUCAAUAAUAGAUUUUUAAAUUACUACAUGUCUAUUGGCUUUCAAGAUUAUCCACUCCAAUUAUAUCACAAAUAAAGAAUGUAUACCACAUAAUUGUUAACGAACGUUAUAAAUUGUAUUUAAUCCUUUGAAGCAUAGUGAUUAUUUUGUGAAACAUAUUUUUGCUUAUUUUUCAUUUGCCACCACAUUGCUUGUUAAUUAUAACAACUUAAAAAUGACCGUUUGAUAACAUUUUUUUUCAACAAUAUUUUUUGUUGUUUCAUGAUUAUUCUAACAGAUAAUAAUACAAGUUAAAAAUCAACGCUAUAAUUAUUUUGUAAUAUUAUCAUGGCGUCAAAGAUAUUCCAUAUAAUUCAAUAAAACAAAUUGUAAUUAUUAUUUAUUUAUAUUCUUUGUCGUAUUUAGAACGUAAUGUAAUUACUCUAUAAUCUGAUUAUAAUUUAAAAUUUUUAAUAUUAGUUAUAUUAUUGAUGGUUUUACAGUGAAACCACUGUAAAUUAUUGACCCUAUUCUCAUUAUUUAUUUUAUAUUUACAAAAUUAUAUUUCCAACUAUUUUUUUGAGUCUUUAUUUUUUAAUUAGUUGAUUCUAUGGAUAUUAAUGUGGUUGACGGAUAAAUCCAUUACUGGAUGAAUUAGAAAAAAUGUCCCGGUGUUACUGAGUCAAUUUUGUCAGAAGAUACCAAAAUUGAAGAUCAUGAUUUGAACAUUAUUGACUAGCACACAUUAGAAAUAAAUUUUGGUAAUUACCGACUCAAUGUGAAGUUGGUAUAGUUAUUGAUGGUAUUAUUAUGGAAUAUGUUUUUAACAAAGCUAACAUUGUUGUUUCUGAAGACGAACCUGAUGAAGAAAGUUUGACAUCAAGAAUUCACAAACAAGAUUUUUCAUAGAAUAGUUAUUUCAUACUUAAAGUAAAAAAUGAUUUAUUUUGUGA
Messenger RNA from Daktulosphaira vitifoliae (grape phylloxera), 3285 nucleotides. It is a transcript of the gene Galk, whose product is annotated as N-acetylgalactosamine kinase. The transcript is spliced from 10 exons. Gene Ontology annotation, cellular component: cytoplasm; cytosol. Gene Ontology annotation, molecular function: galactokinase activity; ATP binding. The record is from RefSeq and is a predicted model, not a curated record. Gene Ontology annotation, biological process: carbohydrate phosphorylation; galactose metabolic process. Bases 465 to 1904 code for a protein of 479 amino acids. Lineage: Eukaryota; Metazoa; Arthropoda; Insecta; Hemiptera; Phylloxeridae.